This is a messenger RNA of Hypoxylon trugodes, 1842 nucleotides long. RefSeq names its product HET-domain-containing protein. The coding region runs from base 1 to 1842 and encodes 613 amino acids. The record is from RefSeq and is a predicted model, not a curated record. The transcript has 5 exons. NCBI's taxonomy places the organism in Eukaryota, Fungi, Ascomycota, Sordariomycetes, Xylariales, Hypoxylaceae.
AUGGCCUGUACUAAAAACAAGUUGGUUCAUAUGGUAUUAUCCUCAGCCGUGGGGGUGCCCCAACUCGAGAUUGAGGUGCCUCAGCCUAAGACCGAUUUAAAUAGUAUUCUAUAUGCAGAAUGCACCCCGUUGGACGCACCUAGCACACCUAGCACACCUAUGGGAACCCAGCUUGGCGUUCAGCUCGUUUGCGAUGACACAAAUCUUGACGAGACUACACUUGUGCGAUUUGUGGGUAGUGAACACUAUCAACUCGACGGGUUCUCCUGUCCUCUUUGCGAUAUAAUCAUAUGGAUGGUCCCGGGGCUCUCUCCGUCCACAGAUCGAAAAGGAUUGGCAUUGGUUUUAAGCAGCAGCCUGGGCUUUACCUCACGUUUCGGUGUCUGGAGAAAGAAGGUCAAAUUGCUUACGCUUAGCAAAUUCCCUAUUGACCUUAACCCUAUAGAUAUGCGUUAUAGGUUUGCGGCGAUCACGAAUACCCAAUAUCCAUCGAAUAAUCAUGGUAGCGUGCAAGCUACACGACCACAAUUUUUCGAGAUCCCAAAAUUUGUCGCGUACGAGAGGGUUAAGGCUUGGUUCUCGACUUGUGAGUCGGCUGAUUAUACAAAGGAUUGCCAACCCUCGAUCGAUCGGCAAUAUCUACCCGCCAGGGUCAUCGAUUGUUUAACACAGAAGAUCGUGUCAACCCAACCAUCCAAUGUCCGAGACGCGAUUUCUGUCACAGUCAAACUUGGUUUUAGAUAUCUUUGGGUGGAUCGAUACUGUAUAGACCCUAAUAAUCUACUCGAAAAGCACGCGCAGAUCCGGCAAAUGGGUAGCAUAUAUAAUGGGGUAACCUUGACAAUCAUAGCGGCAGCCGGCUCGAAUCCUGAUUAUGGUCUGCCUGGUGUACCUAAGGCAAGGAAAAGGAGGCCACCCUCGAGAACUAUUUUGAAUUGGACACUGGUCGGUCUCCCUGACGAACCUUGCCAGGUGAUCAGGAAGAGUGUUUGGGUGACAAGAGCCUGGACCUACCAAGAGGCACUUCUGUCCAAGCGUCGCUUGUUCUUUACAGAUCAACAAACAAACUUCGAAUGCCAAACAUAUCAGUUCGAAGAAUCUCACGCCGUUAAUGAUAGCGAUGUAUAUCUUGGAAGUAUACAGAAUUUCUCUGGAGGAGGGAAGCUGGGCCUUUUCCCGGUUGAUAUUCUCCAAUAUAUAUCAUCCUACUCAAAAAGACGACUGACUUACGAUGAUGAUUAUCUCAAUAAAUUCAUGGGUAUACUUGAGUACCUUUCCAAGGCUAGAUAUGCCACAUUCCAUCUUCAGGGCGUGCCGGUACUCCCUCCAGUGACGUACGACGCAAGGGCACUCCCCUCUUGGCCCAUUGGCAGAAAUCACGCAAGUGGAUUCAUGAUUGGAAUGACCUGGAGAGUGGGUAGUUGCCAUCGGCGCCGAGGUGAAGGCUUUCCUAGUUGGUCGUGGGUUGGCUGGACAGGUGCUGUAUACUGGCCGCACAAUGAGAAAGAGCUGGUAUCUCUGCAGGAACUAUGCGAGCAAAGUUUGGACGAUUUGAGAACGAACUACAGUCUUCCCGCAGCCAUUCACAUUGAAUCAAAGGUGUUCGAAGUCAGCUUAGUCUACCAUCCCCAAAAGCCCUGGCUCAGUUAUACUGGAGGUGACAGACAUAGAGUUACAACAGGGAAAAUAAUACAAGAAACUCAAGGAGGAUACGAGGUAGUUGGAUAUGUAUCCUUUGCUCUUGAAAGGCUAUACAUUCGCUCCGACGAAAAACUGAUGGAGGGACAUACCAAAGCCACACUCUUCCCACAAACAAAGAUCGAACGGGUUCGUUUAAUAUGA